Messenger RNA from Aspergillus costaricaensis CBS 115574, 998 nucleotides. Its product is annotated as MADS-box domain-containing protein. The transcript is spliced from 3 exons. Bases 182 to 841 code for a protein of 219 amino acids. Gene Ontology annotation, molecular function: protein dimerization activity; DNA-binding transcription factor activity, RNA polymerase II-specific; RNA polymerase II cis-regulatory region sequence-specific DNA binding. The record is from RefSeq and is a predicted model, not a curated record. Lineage: Eukaryota; Fungi; Ascomycota; Eurotiomycetes; Eurotiales; Aspergillaceae. Gene Ontology annotation, biological process: positive regulation of transcription by RNA polymerase II.
CCCAAACCCUGCGAAGCAAACGCGUUACUCGAUUUGGUCAUUCUCCCUCCCCCUCAAAAGCAUCAUUCCUCUUUGGGCAUUCGUCUUCACGUCCCCCAGACUCCUUCCUUUCCUCUCUUAUACCAUUCUCGUCAUUCACACUUCUUCUUUUUCUCCAUUCUAAUCUCCCCCUAGUCUCAUCAUGGCCGACAUCACUGCCGUCGGUGAGGAGAACCCUUCUCCUACUCAGGACGACCUGCAGCAGGCCGCCGGUAACGGCGCCGCUGACAACCGCGGCACCAAGCGCUCUCGCAUGAGCGCCGACGACGACGACGAUGAUGAUGACAAGCCCGGUCGCGAGCGCAGAAAGAUUGAGAUCAAAUUCAUUCAGGAUAAGUCGCGUCGCCACAUCACCUUCUCCAAGCGGAAGGCGGGUAUCAUGAAGAAGGCCUACGAACUCUCUGUUCUCACAGGUACUCAAGUACUCCUGCUGGUCGUUUCCGAGACCGGUCUCGUCUAUACUUUCACCACCCCGAAGCUUCAACCGCUGGUGACCAAGGCUGAGGGCAAGAACCUCAUUCAGGCCUGUCUGAAUGCACCUGACCCCACUACCAACGAGAAUGGCGUUGAUGCGCCCGAGGUGCCGGCUGAGACGCCAGAGGAUGUUAGCCACAGCAAUGUCAACCCCCAACAGUCGAAUAUUCCCCGUCCCGCCGGUAUGCACCCCGGCUACAUGACGAACGAACAACAGCAGCAGAUGGCCUACUACCAGGGCCUUCAGCAGCAACAGCAGGCAGGAGGACAGUAUCCUGGCAUGCCUGUGGGUAACCGGAUGCCCCCCCAGCACCAGCCCACGGCGUAAGCGGUGGCUAUGUGUCUUCAUGCCCCGCGUUUUCAAGCACCUGAGGGGCCCAGGCAGUUGUUCGCAUCCUUGUCAACUCCAGCGCGUGCAGCUUUCUCCUCUACGGCCUUCCUUUGAUACCCAACGAUUUGUUUCCAGACAUAAUUCAUACUAUUAA